Messenger RNA from Centruroides sculpturatus (bark scorpion), 1590 nucleotides. RefSeq names its product CCA tRNA nucleotidyltransferase 1, mitochondrial-like. The record is from RefSeq and is a predicted model, not a curated record. The transcript is spliced from 6 exons. Lineage: Eukaryota; Metazoa; Arthropoda; Arachnida; Scorpiones; Buthidae. Gene Ontology annotation, molecular function: RNA binding; nucleotidyltransferase activity. The coding region runs from base 571 to 1461 and encodes 296 amino acids. Gene Ontology annotation, biological process: RNA processing.
UGAAAAUAAAUUUUUAACGGUUGACUGUAUAAUAUAGCAAGUGGGUAAGAUAAGUACAGUAGUUAAGAGUCUGGUAAUCUUUAGUAAUUAAUCAAUUAAAAAUGUGAUAUAUUACAUGGAUUGACUGAUAGGCAUUUAAAUGUUUCUUUAUCUAUUUUGGUAUAUUUUUUAUAUGUAAUUUGACCCGCUUUAAUAAUGGUUAAAUACUAAAAACAAAGAUAAUAAGCAAUUAAAAUAGGUACAGAUAAAGAAAAGUAGGAACUUGAUAUAUAAUUCGUCAGUAUUUGAUUCUAGAUAAAACUCUUCUAAAACACGUGGGUUCUAUUAUUUGUUCUUGAAGAGAUAAAGCCUUUCAAACUCGAUAUGUUAUAUAUGCUUUAGAUUCAUAAAUUUCUAUAUUAUUACUAGAUAGUCAGUUUCUGAUUUGAGAUAAAGAUAAUUCAACCGAGAAAGAGAAAUCUGUAAAGUAAAAGAAGUGAUCGAAUUUGUGACCAAGUUGAUGCUUAAAUCACGUUUUUUGAUAUAACGAAAGUAAGGCAGACGGUUCACUAAAGGUAAAAUUUUUAUCUCAUGAAGCAUAAAUUGAUAUAUUGGGCCAAACUGUUAUCUAAAUCUUACCAUAACUAUAAUCUAUAUCAAAAUUAUUCACUACAUUUUCUGAAGAAAUCAUAUUUGAAUAAUAUUUCCUGUAGAUAUUUACAUAAAAUGAAGCUUUCCACUCCAUUAUUUCAAACUCUACUAACACCAGAAGUUAAAGAACUUGCAAGUAUAUUUCAACGUUAUGGCUAUGAAUUACGCAUUGCAGGAGGAGCAGUCAGAGAUUUACUUAUGAACAAACAACCACUAGAUAUUGAUUUUGCAUCAACAGCUACUCCUCAACAAAUGAAAGAGAUGUUCACUGCAGAAAAUAUUCGCAUGAUAAGUGCAAAAGGAGAAUCACAUGGGACUAUUUCUGUUCGAAUAAAUGACAAAGAAAACUUUGAAAUUACAUCAUUGAGAAUUGAUGUAAAAACUGAUGGCAGACAUGCUGAUGUGGUGUUUACAACAGAUUGGCAGUUGGAUGCUAGUCGGAGAGAUCUUACAAUUAAUUCUAUGUUUCUUGGAUUGGAUGGUACAUUAUAUGACUACUUUAAUGGCACUGAUGACCUUAAUAAGCAUAGGAUAAUUUUUGUUGGUGAUCCUACUUUACGUAUUAAAGAAGAUUAUUUAAGAAUAUUGAGAUAUUUCAGGUUUUAUGGCAGAAUAGCAGUUGAUCCUAAUUGUCAUGAUGCAGACACUCUAAAUGCAAUAAGAGAGAAUGCAGAAGGUUUAGGAGGAAUAUCAGGUGAAAGAAUAUGGAUGGAAUGGAGUAAAAUCUUAACAGGAAACCAUUGCAAAGAAAUAGUUAAAACGAUGAUUGAAAUUGGUCUUUCACCCUAUAUAGGUAACUUGUUAUAUAUAAAUUUGUUUAUUAUCUGUUGAUAUUUUGCAUUGCGAGAAUAUUUCUAUAUGUUUAUAUGAUUUAUUAAUUAUGACUUGUGCAGAAACUUGUCUUACAGAUUAAUUUAUUCACAACUUUAAACUGAAUUAGUUAAUUAGCAGUGUAUAAAG